GACAGGGUUGUUUUCCCCAAACUGAUGCACAAAAAACAGUGAGACAAAAACAGAGAAAGGAGAUCUUUAUAUACACAAAACCAAUUGACCCUGAUAUCAAAUACAUGGUAAAAGAAAGCAACACUAAACAGACAUUAGAGAUUUCAGCAUUCAUCAUGUUUCUGAAGCCACAAUAUUUUUGGUAGGUAUAAACCCCUCGCAUAACUGAAUGUCCAUCACAGAGUUUCAAUGUGUAUUAAAUAGAUGCUGUGAGAAAUACUACAAAUAUAAAGUUAUAGAAAAUGAUUAUUUAAUUCAUAGCUUUUUUGUUGGCAUCACGAGAUUAUAAUAAAGACACAUACCUGAUGAGAGCAGAAUCCCCCAGAUAAGAACAAACAUCCUGAUUCGAUGAUGUCGACAGACCGUCUCUAUCGUUUGCAGAAUUAAAAACAUAAACAAAUAAUUACAUCAAAUAAACAAAACUCUCAAAUAUGUCAGUGGAUACGACUGGAUCAAGAACAACUCCAACAUUGCCAGCACAGCUUCAGAUACAGGGUGUUGCAUCUCCUGAAGUAACAUUCAUAAAUGUGGCUUAGAUCUGCUUCAGGAUUAUUAGUCUCUUGAAAUGUUGUAUUUCCUAAUGUUUUGUUGCAUCUGCUUUUUUCAUCAAAAAUAACAGAUGUUGGUUGAAGGUUUCCCUUUGUAGCGUGAACAUUACUUAUUCCCUUCACACUUCUCGUGAGAGGAUGUCAUUUGUCUUUUGGAAUGACUUUCAGAUAGCUUUACUGAAAUACACUUUGGAACAAAACUUGUUGAAGCUCCUUCAUUAUUUUUGUAUGAAUGUCUGAAUGCAUUAGAUAAAAGCAUACAUCAAUAAUAGCUACACAAUAAAACAUAUACUACUUAAAAUUCACAGCCCUAAAUAAAUACAUAGCCUACAUGGAAGCUAAAGAUGUAUUUUGUUGUGUUUGAAUGUGAGAACAUGUGAAGUAAAAUUGGUGUUUUUUAUUAUUUGUAUCAUCAGUUCAAGUUGUGUCUUUCCAUGUGACUUCCUCAUGGUUUACUUGAUGCUGAUUGGUUGAGAUCUCUGGGCCACCAUAUUAUGGAGCCAAUAACGUCAAGUCUUCUGAGUGCAGUUUCAUUUCUUGAUUAGUAACUUCAUGUGCAGGUGUGGAUAAUCACUGACACUCUGGCCAAAUUCCAAACUUCCCCCUACCCACUUCUACUCGGUGACAGGGUGAACUCCGUCUGUCGUCACACUCACAGCUGAAUGAGGCUCCCUUUUUUCAGCUCCCCCAACGAGACACCUCCAACUCCAGACAGGUCCCAGGCUUCGUCCACUCCGCCAGCGAGGGCAAACAACCGGGGCCACAACAGGCACAGCCAGCUCCAAUCUCCCCACCAACUGCAGCCUGCCUCAUUAGCAGCCCCCGGCCACUCGCAGCGGCGCACCCGACAUGCCUCUCGGACGGAGCCGCGCUCCGAAACAGAGCCCGAACUCCAACGUUUCCUGAAAGAAAACGGCAUCCACUUUCACCGAAACGACAACAAGGCUAGACUGUUCAACCUCUACAAAGCCUACAGCAGCACAACGGCAAGAACAACGACACACACAGCUCUUCCUGCUCCAGAGCCAACCAUCGCGCGGGGCGCGCGCAUCACGGGUCGUGACGUCACAGGCCUCCGUCCUCCUCCUCGGACACAGCCCUACUCACCAGCACCCCCUGGCGGGGGCCAGGUCGUAUUGCCCUCUGUGCCUGCUCACAGGCUUCACGAAAAUCCCCUUGCACAUACAUCCCUUCAUCCCUCCAUCCCUUCUUCUUUCCUACCUUCAGCAGUCCACAGCAACCCAGCUUCCGCUUACCUUCCUCCUCUAGCAGCCAACCCCGUAGCAACAACGCCUCACCCAGUGAGCAGACGCUCUGGUCUCCCUCUCUCUGACCCUCGCAGUGAGCAGACGCUCUGGUCUCCCUCUCUCUGACCCUCGCAGUGA
This is a messenger RNA of Gymnodraco acuticeps, 1972 nucleotides long. RefSeq lists its product as uncharacterized. The transcript is spliced from 2 exons. The record is from RefSeq and is a predicted model, not a curated record. Lineage: Eukaryota; Metazoa; Chordata; Actinopteri; Perciformes; Bathydraconidae. Bases 1250 to 1960 code for a protein of 236 amino acids.